This is a messenger RNA of Meleagris gallopavo (turkey), 5146 nucleotides long. RefSeq names its product coiled-coil domain-containing protein 170. The record is from RefSeq and is a predicted model, not a curated record. NCBI's taxonomy places the organism in Eukaryota, Metazoa, Chordata, Aves, Galliformes, Phasianidae.
CAGUUCUGAAGGAGAAGGGCAGUUUUUUGUCAGAUUUAUUGAAGUUUUGUUGGUCAGUGUUUAUUUGCAGUGGAAAAAUGCUUCUGUGAGCUUCCUUUCAAAAAGACAGUUCACUACCAGGCACUGAGCUCUCUUCCCCUUUGCAAAUUAGAGAGAACUUCUUGUGUUCUCCACCUACUGCUGGUGGGCCCAGCUGCUGCUGCUACAGUUCUGGGCUCUGUUUUCCAUCACCUGUGUGGCAUAUGACUCACGCCUCUUGCCCAGCAGAAAAAGCUCUGGUUGUGCUGAUUGGCAGCUGGCUGGAUGUGAGCCCACAAUGUGCCCACGUAAGUGAGUCAGCAUCAGCCUGUUUUGAGUCAGAAAGCAUGGCCAGCAGGACUGGGAAAGUGACUGUCCCCUUGCACAUGGCACUGGUAAAAUCAUACCUUGAGUACUGUGUUGUUUUGGGUCCCUCACUACAAGGACAUUGGGUUGUUUGAGCGUGUAGAGAGAAGAGCAACGGAACUGGUGAGAGGACUAGAAAACAAGGCAUCUGAGUGUGGCUGAGGGAUUUGAGGCUGCUUAGUCUGAAGGAGGUUAGGGGACACCUCAUCACUCUACCUGAAAAGAGGCUGUAGCGAGGUGGGUAUCUUUCAAUUGACAAGUGAUAGCAUGUGAGGAAACAGCCUCAAGUUGUACCAGGUGAGGUUUGGAUUAGAUAUCAGGAAUUUCUUCACGGAAAUGUUGGUUAGGCAUUGGAAUGGACUGCCCAAGGAGGUGGUGGAGUCCUCAUCCUGGAGGUAUUAAGAGAUGAUGUGUAGGCAUGACACUAAGGGCCAUAGUUCAGUGCUGGGACUCAAAAAGUUUGAUGGUUGAACUUGACAAUUUUGUAGGUCUUUUCCAACUUAAAUGAGUCUAUGAUUUGAUGAAAAUGGCUUUGUGGCAUCAUAGUUUGAUGUCAUGUUUUAAAGGGGGGAAAAAAAGAGAUCGUGGCUAUAAUGGGGAGGGUGCGUGCAUGUUGACCUUAAUCUUCAGACCCAAUAUUAGUGUUACUGAAUGUGUGUAUUCAGUACUGGCCCAUAACGAGUAGAAACUAGCUCCAGAAGAGGGCUGAGACAUAAUUUACAGAAAAUAUUGAUUCAGUAUGCAUGUCUCAAUAUCCAACUAGAUGACAGCGGUAUUCCUAUGUUUUUUAAUGCUAUGGCGGGUGAGGGCUCACGUCCCGCCGGCUCCUGCCAAUUCCGACUUCUACCCCGGAGGAACAGCAAUUGAAGCUGGAUGGAAAAGCGCGGAGCCGCCCCGGUCCCUCUGCCCGCCUGCGUUGCCGUGGGAACGGAGUCGCCGCGGCGGCCGCCAUGAGUGCUUCCAGAGCCGGGUCUCGCGCAGCCUCGGCCGCCCCUCGGCUCGUUCAGAUGCAAAGUCACCUCAUCCCGACAGAGAGGAAAAUGAAAGACAGCAAAGCUUUAACUGCUGCUGGUAAUAGAGGAAAUGAAGGGAGAACAGAGUCCACAAAGGAGUCUUGUGAUCGCUUUCUUUUGGAUAUGCCUGUCACCAGAGAGCAGAUGAACCACUAUCGAGCUGCAGCGGAGACUGCUCAGAGUGAGCUAGCAGCACUAUCAGUGAAGUAUGACUGUGUCCAUUCAGAGCUUCUUGAACUCAGGACCAGAAUGAUCUCAAAAGAAACCUCCUUUAAAGAGCUGAAGUCUGAAGCUGAAAACUACAGGGAAAACAAUGCUAGACAGGCAUCUCUCCUCUUGUCUUUGCAAACUCGAGUUCGGGAGACCGAGGAAGAGUUGAGUGGGCUUGUGGCUUCUAAAAAACAGGCUGAGCUGACAGCUCAGGCAGCAUCAAAGGAGAACUGGGAGCUGAAGGAGAAACUUCAUGAGCAAAAUGCCAGACUUAACAAAUAUUUGAAUGAAUGUGAACAAAGCAAGACAGAAUCUUAUAAGAUGAGCAGGAAGUAUGAAGAGCUCCUCAUACAGCUUUCUGAAUUCUUGGACACAGACAUCAAAGAAAAAGAGAAACCAGAGGAACAUUUAAUGUUAAAGGCUUGUGAAAUAUGUAAAGAAAAUCUGGCACUAAAAACUCAGAUUGCUACUCUUCAAGAAGACAUCAAUGGCCAUGAAAUGGAAUCCAAGGCUAGUAGAGAAACUAUCAUGAGGCUUGUUUCAGAGGUGACCAAAGAGCAGAAAAAGGCAGCAGGAUACUAUGAAGACAUGGAAAAACUUAGUAAGGAUCUUGACAAUGCUAAAAUGGCAAGACAGAGUUUGGAAAUGGACAUCAGAAACCUUCAAGAUAAGUUCAAGGUAAAUCAGAAAGCCUGGGAAGCCUCGAAGCAAGAACUUCAUAGCCUGAAGAAAUCUUUCAGUGAGCUGGAUGGAAGUUUGAAGAGUAGCAAAGAAGAAGCCAAGACUGCUCAAAGCUCUUUAGAGGCUUUCAGACAGCAAAUCGCUACCCUUCUCAGUAGCAGCUCGCUAACAGUUAUGCCCUCUGAGAAGGACAUUUUGAAGAGAGUCCAAGAAAUAAACUGCAAAGAGGAGAGUGAAGAGAGAGUGAUAUCUCAACUUGAAACCCAAAUAGCUAAACUGACUGAAACUUUGGAAAAUCAAACCAGAUCAUAUCAAGAAGCUCUGGAGAGAAACAGGAAAGUUGAAAAACAAUCUGAGACUUUCCAAGAUCAGUUGAAACACUUGGAAGAAGAGCUGCUCUCUCUAUAUAUGAUACAAGAUGGUUUGAAGCUUGAGAAACAAAAAUAUAUGAAAUUUCUGGAACAACUUAAUGAAAAGAUGAAGCUGGAUAGCAUUGCAUCAGAGGUUGGAUUUGAUAUGAAUGUGAAUGCAAUUCUGGCUCGGGUAGAGCAAUUAGUCAAACUGGAAGGUGAUGCAGUGAUUGAAAACAAGACUGUGACAUAUAGCCUAAGAAGAAAGUUGAAGACUCAGAAAGAAAGACUUGAAAGCAAGGAGUUGCACGUGAAACUUCUGAGACAGAAAAUAACCCAGCUGGAAGAAGAGAAACAAGUAAGGACAUCACUAGCUAUGGAGAGGGAUGAGGCCAAUCUCACUGUCAGAAAGUUGCAAAAGAUGAUAGAGAGAUUACAGAAGCAGCUUGAUCUGGCAAGGGAAACAAAUACUGAUCUCAAAGCCAAGCUGUCUGAAACUAGUGAGCUUAAGAUCCAGACUAUAGAGCAGAACAGAACAAUAGAAGAACUUAAUAAGUCUCAAGGCAAAUUGGAAAGAAUGAAUGAAAAAGCUGAGAAACAACUAAACUCUGUCAAAUCAGAACUUAAAUUAAAGGAACAGAAAGCUAAUGAAGAAAAAGAAAAAGCCAAAAAGAUGUUAGAAGUGGUUUCCAGUGAAAUGAAGGCACUUAGAACAACCCUUGCAGAAUUAGCAAAUAGGGAAAGACAGCUGGCAGACUUCCGAGAGGUCAUCUCACGAAUGCUGGGCCUUGAUCUUGCUAGCCUAGCUCUGCCUGACUAUGAGAUCAUUACACGUCUGGAAGGGCUGAUUCACUUUAAUCAGCACCAUUUCAUCCCCUGUGUCUGUGUCAAAGAUGUAACAAGGACAGAAGAUGAGUGCUUGGAUAGAAACAUACAGUUUCUUCAUUGAAACAAACCUUUUUGAGGAAACUAAAGUCAUUUUUUCUUCUUCCCUGUCUACUAGACCAGCAUAGAAAAUAGGUCUUUGUUUUUGUUCCCUCUUCUACAGAUACUUGGGCUGAUUUUCAGUGUUUCAGUAGAGACUCUGAGCGUAAUGGACAGUGAACAGCCAGCAGCCUAGGGAGAGCAAACACAAAAUCGCUGGGCAGCAUAAUAUUUUAGACAUGAAAAUGAUGGGCAAUAUGUGAAAAAUGAACAGCUUUCCAAUUCCAGUGCUGAGCCACUGAUGGCAUGAGCCAUCAUCUGUUAACAAUUUGGGCAAAUACUUGGUGGUGAACAUCAGCUUCUGUGAUGUUCCUUGUGCUUUACUUCUUGGAUGAGAGUGAUGAAAUGAAGUGGGGGCCAUCUAGUUGCUAUUUCUUUUGCAAAAUGGGACUUCUCUGUGUAUUUUUAUGCAUAAGAACUUUAGUUUCAAGGCACCUAGGAAGCUGGCUGAGGGCUAUCGUGGUUUUGGAAAAAGGGAUUUUUUUUCUGUCAUUUUUCUCUUUAAUCUGCUCUUGAGUAAAAACAAAAAGUUAUGCUUUUUCAGCAAAGGCUUUUUUACAGACUCCAGUCACAUGCCUGGCAUAGAUAUACAGUAAAAUUAUCUAUAGUAAAAUUGCAUGUUGCCUUUGAUCAUGGCACUUUGAAAGUGUUUCUUCUACCUGCUGUGUUCCUUGGACAAUUAAUCCAUAGGCUCAAAUAAACAUCAGUUCUGACUUAAUACAAAGGUAUUAAAAAUACCCUCAUCCAUUACAGAAAAUAGUUUCUAGUCUUGAUUUUUCAGAAAAACCCAGUUGAUAUGUCCAGAAUUACCUUUUAAUCAUGAAAGUUGCUUGUCUGUUACCCUCUCUGAUUGUUAAACUUCAUGAUUUUAAGACUUUCAAACAAUAAAUAUAUUUUAAUAGUACACUUAAAAAUGAUUCCGUGUUUUUAGUUGUCUCUUCCCAUUCUAUAUUUCAUGUGGUUAGGGAGAACAGUAAAGAUGACUUACCUAUGUAUGUAUGACCAUGGUGGACUUCCUACAGUAUCUCAGCAAAUAAUCAUUCACUAAAACUGAGCACUAUACUAAGACAAAUGAGACUUCAAUUAAAACAAAAACAAAAACAAAAAAAAACCCACAAAAAUUAAAAAAAAAAAUUGAGGUCUAUGAACUUGGAAUAUUCUAGAUUGCUUUUAUUAUUACACCUCUGAAGAAUCAUUUCUCAGUGACUUGGCUUAAAAAAAAAAAAACAACACGAAAACAUCCAUUCUUUUGUGUCAUCAAUGGUUUUUAGGAAAUGUAAUAAUUUAUCUUUAUGCUCCUGUGUUUACUUGGAUUAAAGUCAGUUCUCUUUCUUGUUUUAGGAUGCAACGUUGCUUUUCAGGUAGAGUUUAAUAAAAGGAGUAAUGACAAAAUUGAGUAGGCUUAAAUUUAUGAAAGCACUGUUUUCCAAGUACAAUAAAUUGAAAUUUAAAUACUUUUAGGCAUUCUGGAAAAGGAUGUAGUAAUUUGCUAAUUACAUGAGAAAAUACAAGUGUGUGUUUUGC